AUGGAGUCGGUAAAACAAAGGAUUUUGGCCCCGGGGAAAGAGGGGAUAAAGAAUUUUGCUGGAAAAUCCCUCGGCCAGAUCUACAGAAGGGUCCUGGAGAAGAAGCAAGACACCGGUGAGACCAUUGAGCUGACAGAGGAUGGCAAGCCACUAGAGGUGCCUGAAAAGAAGGCUCCACUGUGUGAUUGCACCUGCUUUGGCCUGCCGCGCCGCUACAUCAUAGCCAUCAUGAGCGGCCUCGGCUUCUGCAUCUCCUUUGGCAUCCGCUGCAACCUGGGUGUGGCCAUUGUGGACAUGGUCAACAACAGCACCAUCCACCGCGGAGGCAAAGUUAUCAAGGAGAAAGCCAAAUUCAACUGGGACCCUGAAACCGUGGGGAUGAUUCACGGCUCCUUCUUCUGGGGCUACAUCAUCACCCAGAUUCCGGGUGGAUAUAUCGCCUCGCGGCUGGCUGCCAACCGGGUCUUUGGGGCUGCAAUACUGCUCACCUCGACCCUCAAUAUGUUGAUCCCGUCAGCAGCCAGAGUGCAUUAUGGAUGUGUCAUCUUUGUUAGGAUACUGCAAGGGCUUGUGGAGGGUGUCACCUAUCCAGCCUGUCACGGGAUAUGGAGCAAGUGGGCCCCUCCUUUGGAAAGGAGUAGGUUGGCUACCACCUCCUUCUGUGGUUCUUAUGCUGGAGCAGUCAUUGCGAUGCCCUUAGCUGGCAUCCUCGUGCAGUACACCGGAUGGUCUUCGGUAUUUUAUGUGUAUGGAAGCUUUGGCAUGGUCUGGUACAUGUUCUGGCUUCUGGUGUCUUAUGAGAGUCCUGCAAAGCAUCCUACCAUUACGGACGAAGAACGUAGGUACAUAGAAGAAAGCAUUGGAGAGAGCGCGAAUCUGUUAGGCGCAAUGGAAAAAUUCAAGACCCCGUGGAGGAAGUUUUUCACGUCCAUGCCCGUCUAUGCGAUAAUCGUUGCAAACUUCUGUAGGAGUUGGACCUUUUACUUACUGCUCAUCAGUCAACCAGCUUAUUUUGAAGAAGUCUUUGGAUUUGAAAUCAGCAAAGUUGGCAUGCUGUCUGCGGUCCCACACCUUGUUAUGACAAUCAUUGUGCCUAUUGGGGGGCAAAUUGCAGAUUUUCUGAGAAGCAAACAAAUUCUUUCAACAACUACAGUGAGAAAGAUCAUGAAUUGUGGUGGUUUUGGCAUGGAAGCCACCCUGCUUCUGGUUGUUGGCUACUCUCACACUAGAGGAGUGGCCAUCUCCUUCUUGGUGCUUGCAGUAGGAUUUAGUGGAUUUGCUAUCUCUGGAUUCAAUGUGAACCACUUGGACAUUGCUCCAAGAUAUGCCAGUAUCUUAAUGGGAAUUUCCAAUGGCGUUGGCACACUGUCAGGGAUGGUCUGCCCUAUCAUUGUCGGUGCCAUGACCAAGAACAAGUCCCGCGAAGAGUGGCAGUAUGUCUUUCUCAUCGCUGCGCUCGUCCACUAUGGCGGAGUCAUAUUUUAUGCAAUAUUUGCCUCCGGAGAGAAGCAACCUUGGGCAGAUCCUGAGGAAACAAGUGAAGAAAAAUGUGGCUUCAUUCAUGAAGAUGAACUGGAUGAAGAAACGGGGGACAUCACACAGAAUUAUAUAAAUUACGGUACCACCAAGUCUUAUGGGGCCACCACACAGGAGAACGGAGGCUGGCCUAAUGGCUGGGAGAAAAAGGAAGAAUUUGUUCAGGAAGGAGCACAAGACGCAUACACCUUUAAGGACCAAGAUGAUUAUUCAUAA
Messenger RNA from Arvicola amphibius (Eurasian water vole), 1752 nucleotides. RefSeq names its product solute carrier family 17 member 6 (gene Slc17a6). Gene Ontology annotation, molecular function: neurotransmitter transmembrane transporter activity; L-glutamate transmembrane transporter activity. Lineage: Eukaryota; Metazoa; Chordata; Mammalia; Rodentia; Cricetidae. Bases 1 to 1752 code for a protein of 583 amino acids. The record is from RefSeq and is a predicted model, not a curated record. Gene Ontology annotation, cellular component: excitatory synapse; synaptic vesicle membrane. Gene Ontology annotation, biological process: regulation of synapse structure or activity; transmembrane transport; neurotransmitter loading into synaptic vesicle. The transcript is spliced from 13 exons.